GAAGCUGGCCAUAGAAGCGGGCGGCUAGAGCGACCCUGCGGGAGGUGGCAGGAAAGGCUGGGAGCAGCUGCCGGAGGUGACGGAGCGGCCGCCCCGCCCCGCCCCGUGCGCUGGAAGACGAGGCUUCCAGCUCCAGACAGCUCGAGACCAGAGCCCCGCACCUCGGUGCAGCCAUGAGUGCCGAGGUGAAGGUGACGGGCCAGAACCAGGAGCAGUUCCUGCUCCUCGCCAAGUCGGCUAAGGGGGCCGCGCUGGCCACACUCAUCCAUCAGGUGCUGGAGGCCCCUGGUGUCUACGUGUUUGGGGAACUGCUGGAUAUGCCCAAUGUUAGAGAGUUGGCAGAAAGCGACUUUGCCUCCACCUUCAGGCUGCUCACAGUGUUUGCCUAUGGGACCUAUGCUGACUACUUAGCUGAAGCCAGAAAUCUUCCCCCACUCACGGAGGCUCAGAAGAAUAAGCUUCGACAUCUUUCAGUUGUCACUCUGGCUGCCAAAGUCAAGUGUAUCCCGUACGCAGUGUUGCUGGAGGCCCUUGCCCUGCGGAAUGUGCGCCAGCUGGAAGACCUCGUGAUUGAGGCUGUCUAUGCCGAUGUCCUCCGUGGCUCUCUGGACCAGCGCAAUCAGCGGCUAGAGGUUGACUACAGCAUUGGGCGGGACAUCCAGCGCCAGGACCUCAGUGCCAUUGCCCGAACCCUGCAGGAGUGGUGCGUCGGCUGUGAGGUGGUGCUGUCUGGCAUCGAGGAGCAAGUCAGCCGUGCCAACCAGCACAAGGAGCAGCAGCUGGGCCUGAAGCAGCAGAUCGAGAGUGAGGUUGCCAACCUUAAAAAAACCAUUAAAGUCACAACAGCAGCAGCAGCUGCUGCAGCCACUUCUCAGGAUCCUGAGCAACACCUGACAGAGCUGAGAGACCCAGCUCCUGGCACCAACCAGCGCCAGCCCAGCAAGAAAGCCUCAAAGGGCAAGGGGGAGAAGAUUAAUCCCCAGUCCACUCUAAAGCCAAGUGCUGGAAAGUGAAAAGAACCAGAUACUGUUGGCAGACUCUUGGCUAGCAGCCAGGAGGCCUAGACCCUGGACAAGUUGCUCCAUACCUCAGCCCAUGUUCAGAAGUAACGGGCACCUACUGAGCACCACCGUGUCUUAAGAGUGGACAUGCAGACUGACCGUCACUGUCCCUAUGCUCAGGACCUGCCAUGCAGUCUGUUUCUUUGACCUCACAGAAUGACAAGGGGGAUGUUGGUAGUGAACUUGAAUUUUCACAUUGAAAACACAUAAAACUAUUAGCUUUGUUGGUCUUUGGCCCUUUUGUCCACAUUAGAGUUUCCCAAGAAGUAUGGCAGGAGAUCAUCCUAGAGUGCUGCUUGCUUCCUAGAAGUGGGGACCCAGUUGGAGGUGGGCAUUUGGACCCUCACUCACAUGUGAAGUGCUCUCUUUGAGGGCCUAGUGGGUCUACUCGACUGGGCCCGUGCUAUUCGCUAGCUGGGAAUUGAGGACAAAUUGCUCUUUUUUUGACAGGGUCUCUCUCACGUAGCCCUGUCUGUCCUGGAACUCCCUAUGUUGAGUAGGGUGACCUAGACUAAGAGAUCCACCUGACUCAGCCUCCAGAAUGCUGGGAUUAAAGACAUGUGCUACCAUGCCUGGCUAUAGACAAAAUACUCUUAACUGCUCCUAAAGCUAGUGGUCACUGGACUAGAAAGCCUUGGUGUUUUGUUUUUUUGUUUGUUUGUGGGUAGUUGUUGCUUUGAGACAGUCUCAUGUAUUCCAGGCUAGCCUUGAACAUACUGUGUGGCUAAGGAUGACUUGAGUUUAGGAUCCUCCUGCCUCCAGCUGAGUGCUGGGAUUACAGGCGUGCACCACCAAACCUGCUUUAGUUGACACUCUUGUUUCUCAGCUUUGCCCUAGAUAAGCUGGUUGGUUCUCUUCUGAAAUAAACCUUUUUCUGUCCCUGA
This is a messenger RNA of Peromyscus californicus insignis, 1945 nucleotides long. It is a transcript of the gene Cops7a, whose product is annotated as COP9 signalosome subunit 7A. The coding region runs from base 174 to 1013 and encodes 279 amino acids. Gene Ontology annotation, biological process: COP9 signalosome assembly. The record is from RefSeq and is a predicted model, not a curated record. The transcript is spliced from 8 exons. NCBI's taxonomy places the organism in Eukaryota, Metazoa, Chordata, Mammalia, Rodentia, Cricetidae. Gene Ontology annotation, cellular component: COP9 signalosome.